AUGGACAAUCGAGCGAAGAGGGCGAUGUUAGCGCCCGUACGGUAUUAUGCUGAUUUGAUACGGAAUAAACAAAAAGUGACGAUCUGGUUAUAUGAGAAUACCGCAAUGAAAAUUGAAGGGCGGAUAACUGCCUUUGACACGUAUAUGAACAUCACAUUAGAGCAAGCGGAGGAAGUCUAUGUGAAAACGAGUAAUCGCCGCUCGAUAGGGAAUAUCAUGUUAAAAGGGGACAACAUAGCGGUAGUUCAAAAGAUUUGA
Entamoeba invadens IP1 is the source of this 258-nucleotide messenger RNA. RefSeq lists its product as hypothetical. Lineage: Eukaryota; Evosea; Mastigamoebida; Endamoebidae. Gene Ontology annotation, cellular component: U5 snRNP; U2 snRNP; U4/U6 x U5 tri-snRNP complex. The coding region runs from base 1 to 258 and encodes 85 amino acids. Gene Ontology annotation, molecular function: RNA binding. The record is from RefSeq and is a predicted model, not a curated record. The transcript has 3 exons. Gene Ontology annotation, biological process: spliceosomal snRNP assembly; mRNA splicing, via spliceosome.